Molecule: messenger RNA, 1059 nt
Organism: Histoplasma capsulatum G186AR
Lineage: Eukaryota; Fungi; Ascomycota; Eurotiomycetes; Onygenales; Ajellomycetaceae
Product: ankyrin repeat protein
Exons: 4
Coding region: 1-1059 (352 amino acids)
Cellular component (GO): cytoplasm
Molecular function (GO): protein binding
Source: RefSeq, a predicted model, not a curated record
AUGGCCCGUGCACCCAGCCUACCUCCGCCCCUCCUCGGCCACAUGUUUUUGCUUCGGGCGGACAGACCUUCCCCACAGAUGGGUGGCCUAGCAAAGCUAAGUGCUGAGGUCGUUCGAUUGAUUGCGUGGCAUUUAGACUCGGAAAAGGAUAUUUACUCCUUUGCUUUGAUAUCAAGGACUUUCUAUCACUGGAUAGUUGAUCUCCUCUAUAAGCUCAAUUCCAGUCUCAAUGAAGGCUCAGCGCUUUUGUGGGCCUGUAGGAAGGGACAGCAAAGCACAGCACAGCUUUCAUUAACAUACUCAUUCCAGAGUAAGGGAGAAGCUGUCCGUCGAAAGAGCAGCCGAUCUGCUCUUCUGUUAGCCUGCGAAAAUGGACAUGUGAAACUGGUUGAGCUUCUUUUCCAAAAGCGAUCAGCUGAUUUUACAGUUGAAACUCCCAGUACAGCAUCUCUACUCACUGCUGGAAAUGGUCAUCGGAAUUCAACACAAGCUUUGCUUCAGAAUAGAGCUGACAUUGAUUUCACAGACAUCAAUGGUGACACACCACUCAUGAAAGCUGCCUCGAAGGGGCAUGAGAAUGUGGCCAAGAUUCUGCUCUGCAAAGGAGCAAACCCAAACUUUCGCAAUGAGUGGGGAGGCACAGCUCUUCUAACUGCUGCUGUGUUUGGACAUGUGGGAUUGCUCCAUCUUCUGCUUGAGAAGGGGGUGGAACUGAAUCAUAUGGUUAGUGGUGGUACUGCCCUUCAUUGGGCCGCCGCGAAAGGACACAAAGAUAUAGUUAUCGUUCUGCUCCAGAAAGGUGCAAGGGCUGACCUUGUUGAUGAACUGGGCGAUACAGCCAUCGAUCGGGCUAAGUAUCGCGGGCAUCUGGAAGUGGCCAAUAAUCCAUUCCCGGUCGCUGCACCCUUUCAUCCCCGAUUCCUCGACAUCGUCGCAGCCGCUUUCCACGGUUCUCCUGGCCUGGCCGAUCGCAUGGUCCUCUUCUUCGAUAGUGUCUCGGUCUGGCUCCGUUAUGUGGUGGUUAAUGCGCUUCAGUUUAAAUCGGGGAUUCGACAAUGA